Molecule: messenger RNA, 510 nt
Organism: Bactrocera latifrons
Lineage: Eukaryota; Metazoa; Arthropoda; Insecta; Diptera; Tephritidae
Exons: 1
Coding region: 1-510 (169 amino acids)
Source: RefSeq, a predicted model, not a curated record
AUGGAUGUGUGUCGUCCAGUAUAUACACCACUUGAACCAAGCUUUCAAGUCAAUUGUAAUGAAAGCAACUGUCGAAAGGUCAACGCAGCUGAGUAUCAGAGUCUAAUCGGUUCACUAAUGUUUAUCGCGGUGAACACAAGACCGGACAUGUUACACUCGGGGUGCAAAUUAGCGCCGCGAAAUUCCGAUCCACAUUGUGAACAUCUUGCAGCGGCAAAGCAUGUUUUGCGAUACCUGAAAGCGACUAUAAAUUUGAAGUUGCACUACAGAAAAACUGGCGAGUGGAUGAAGGGUUAUGUAGAUGCCGAUUGGGGURGUGACGCAACAGACCGCAAGUCAUAUACAGGCUAUGCAUUUUUCUUUGGUGGCAGCGUUUUUAGUUGGGAGUCUAGAAAGCAACCAACAGUGGCUUUGAGCAGCACGGAAGCCGAGUAUAUGGCGCUCUCAGCAGCAGCGAAAGAAUCUGCUUAUUUAAAUAAGUUGUGGACAGAAAUGAAAAUGUUAUUAUGA